UUUUUUAAUUUAAAAAAAAGUAUAGGGUUUAACUGGCAGCUAGUAAUUAACCAAAUUUUAGUUUAUUUAAACGUUUUAGAUGAUAUUAACAAUAUAUAAAACGAAAUACCAUAAGAUGGCUGAUAGUGAGAGGACUCCCCUGCUUCAGAAUGAAAGUAAUAUACCAGAACCACCUCCGUAUCUUCAGCAGGGUCAAAGCAAUGAAGCAGCAACACUUCCAGUGGGCACAGAUGAACUUCCUCCACCAUACACCCCCACUGCACAGGGAGGGAUUCCUAUGAUAAACUGUAAAGUUUGUCAAGCCAUCAUCAGCCUAGAAGGGAAGCAACAUCAGUUUGUUGUCAAAUGUUCUGUUUGUAAUGAAGCUACACCUAUCAGAGCUCCACCACCAGGCAAAAAGUACAUCCGAUGUCCUUGUAAUCUGCUCCUGGUAUGCCGGUCUGGUGCCAGUAAAAUUCUUUGUCCAAGGGAAACAUGCAAAAGGGUGAUAACUCUGCCAUCACCAUCUGAUCCUAUCCAUCAAGUAGUAACAACCAGAUACACAUGUGCUUAUUGUAGCCAGGUUUUUGUGCUUCGCAUUAUACGAAAAUUUGCUAGAUGCCCUCAUUGCCGUCGUCUAUCAGCAGCUGGUUAUAACUAUGCUAAAAGCAGAGCCAUCUUUUUCUUAUGCCUUGGUCUGCUCUUUAUUGGGGUAGCAGUUGGUAUCACAAUUGGAACGUAUGAAUAUGCUCACUUACAUGGAGGAAUAUACGUUUCUUGGAUAGGUGGUUUUCUGCUUGGUUUGCUGUGCAUUUUACGAUCUGUCUACUACUUCUUAUUGAGGACCAGCCCACUUCUUCAGUAGUCUCCCUUCUUACUCACUACAAACAUCGGCUGUGGUGUAUUGAGUCAUAGAAAAUGGCAGAACUAUGGCUAAACAUGUAAAAACUUAUGUCCAAAAUGAAGUAGAAUAUUUAGAUUUGCAGAAAGCAAGUUGAAAGAUGUGCAAGUGGUGUGCUUUUAUUUUUGAAUUAUAUUAGCACCAAUAAAAUUAUCUAACGUCAAGACAAAAGAUUAGAAUUAAAUUAAAAGCACAUUGAGAAUAACAAUAACUGUAAAAAUAAAAAAUGUAUUUCUUUUUAUUGGAGAAUUUUGUUUAAAGGCUGCUCCUUUUAAGUAAAACUAAAAUAUUAGUGUAGUAUUGUAGUUCAAACUCAAAUAUUUUUUACUGCUGUGAAGUUGUUGACAUGUCUUUAUAUACUUUGAUAUUUCUAUUUAUUGUAGUUGUUACACAUUUUUUGUGAUUUCAUAAGUCAUUUGUUCAUUCUUUAAAAAAAUACAUUUAACAUACUGUGAUAAAACUACAAAUGUAUAUUGAAAUACAUUAAAUUUAUGUAAUUUCAUUAUUUCAAAGAAAUAAUUUUUUUGAGUUUAAAAUUUACUAACAUUUUUUUUAUAUUAAUUGAUUUAACUAUAUAAUUGAACGGUUAUAUAGAUCUAGUAUUUUAGAAAAUAAUUGAACUAAAGGCUAACAAUUUUUUUGAAUCAAAAGUCCAAUAUUUCAGCUUAAAAGUGAGAAAAGUAAUUAACAAUCUGUUUUAACAAUAAUUUUUUGAAUAAUCUUAAGGAUUAUUUUUUUUUAUAUUUAAUAGAUAUUUAAAAAAAAUACUUUACAUUUUUUUCCUUUGCUUAUUACUGUUAGUAUGCUUUUGAAAUUUGAAAGUUUGCCAUUCUUUUGUUAAUCUUUUUGUAUUAUCACACAAAUAGUUUUAAUUCCACUUCCAUUUUUUGUGUUUUAUAUUAAUUUGAUAAUCAAAAGCUUUGUACUCAAAUAUUGUCAUAUUUUUGUUUCUAGUUUUAUAACUAAUAAUUAACACACUGAGAUAUUACAAGUAUACUGUAUAGCUUAAUUAUAGAAAAGAUGAACAUUAUAACUUACAUACUCUAUUAUAAUAAUUACAUGUUGAAUGUAAAAAUCUCACCAUAUUAUGAGAUUAAUUUAUUAAUUAUCAUAUAACAUUGAAACAAAAAAAUAAAUUAUAGAAAAUGUCGAUACUUAAAGAUUCUGAAUUUCUUAACUACUGUAAGACUAGUCAACAAAUCGGUAUAUUUUACAUUUACUCAGUCUAUCAGUGCAACAUUCCAAGACUUCGUUCAUUGAAUUUCAUGUAUACUGAUUGCUUAUAUGUUAGCUUGGCAUAUGUGGUAACAAAUAAUGUUUAAGCCUUUUUGUAGUCAAUUAGAUCUGUUCUUUGAAGAUUCUGUGAAAGUUUGAAUUCAUGUAAAUUAUUUUUACACUUUACUUUGCUGCCAUUAUUAGUCUUGUAAAUACAUUUUGAAUACUCUGCUAAGUAAUGAGUUGAAAAGCUUGCUUAGAAUUGUUUCCAAGAAGUGCAAUACUUGAUAGAACAGUCUUCUUCUUAUGAUUAUGGUUUUUAAUUUGAUUGAUUGCUGUUAGAUUAAGGAUAUGAAUGCUUGUGAAAAGGAGGCAUCUAUUAAGUUGCUUUGGAGAAUAAUUUUUUUUUUGCCAUAAAAGCACAAGAAAAUAAAAUGGUGUACAAAUUAAAUAAUUAUAAUCUAGACACCCAUUUUGUUUAAUAUAAACUUUCAGCUGCAAGUGUACUUGAAAUAUGCAUAUUAUUACAAAUUUCAUGUUUAAAAAUGUUUUGUAAACCAACUAUAUAUACCAAUAUAUAUAUGUAUACAUUACUUAGGAAACAACUGAACUGAGCUAAUAUUAUUCCUAAAAAAUAUUUUUAGUUUUCCUUGGUAGCAUUUUACAUUAAGCUUCAAGAACAUAAUUGUGUGAUGAUCAGAAAUGGUUGAUUGUGCAUACAUUUUUUAAACUAAAAUGUCUGCACAAAAUCUGCUAAGUAUUAGAUGAAAUUUACUUUUUGUAAUUUUUUAUUUUUAAUAUACUAAAUAAAAUUGUCUGUUAAUGCA
This is a messenger RNA of Physella acuta, 2922 nucleotides long. RefSeq names its product type 2 phosphatidylinositol 4,5-bisphosphate 4-phosphatase. Gene Ontology annotation, cellular component: plasma membrane; phagocytic vesicle membrane; lysosomal membrane. Gene Ontology annotation, biological process: phosphatidylinositol dephosphorylation. The record is from RefSeq and is a predicted model, not a curated record. NCBI's taxonomy places the organism in Eukaryota, Metazoa, Mollusca, Gastropoda, Physidae. Gene Ontology annotation, molecular function: phosphatidylinositol-4,5-bisphosphate 4-phosphatase activity.